Molecule: messenger RNA, 998 nt
Organism: Lycium barbarum (goji berry)
Lineage: Eukaryota; Viridiplantae; Streptophyta; Magnoliopsida; Solanales; Solanaceae
Product: E3 ubiquitin-protein ligase RMA1H1-like
Exons: 2
Coding region: 214-921 (235 amino acids)
Biological process (GO): ubiquitin-dependent protein catabolic process
Cellular component (GO): endoplasmic reticulum
Molecular function (GO): metal ion binding; ubiquitin protein ligase activity; ubiquitin-like protein conjugating enzyme binding
Source: RefSeq, a predicted model, not a curated record
UAUGUAAAGCCAUCCCCAAGCCACUUCAUUCUAUCUUUCACAUUGCUUCUAUAGUCUCACAGUACUUGCUUUCUUUGCUAAAAUCCUCAAUCUUGAAUUUUUUUCCCUUUAUCACAGUCAGCAUAAAACUACAGACUUGUUUUGUUUGGACAUUCUUGAUACAAAUAUAAUUCAGGCACUAGAAAUCACGAAAAUUACAUCAAGAAACAGGAUAUGGCCCUAGACCUUCAUUUCCAAGAGCAAAUAUCAGAGGCUGCCUUUGAUGAACGUGGCAGUACUCCCUUAAAGAAGUGGAAGACGUUUGACAAUGAGUGUGAAGAAGACAAUCUCUCUGGAGGUUUUGACUGUAACAUUUGCCUGGACGUUGUGCAUGAUCCCGUGGUUACCUUCUGCGGUCACCUCUAUUGCUGGCCUUGCAUCUACAAGUGGAUUCAAUUCCAGAGCAUCCCUUCAGAAAAUCCCGAUCAUCAACACCCACAAUGCCCCGUUUGCAAGGCUGAAGUUUCACAAAAAACGUUGAUUCCGCUCUACGGCCCUGGCCAAGCUACAAAACCAGCUGAAGACGACGUUCCAAGUAAACGCACGGUCAUACCACAAAGGCCUCCAAUUCCAAGAUGUGGGGUCCACACGCACAAUUCACAUCCAUCCCAGCAGAACCCUCGGUCACAUCAGUCUCAUCCUGCCAGCUACAUGGCCCCACCAAUGCUCAGCCUUGGUGGCACGACAACGAAUGUGUUGCACCCCAUGAUUGGUGAAAUGGUUUAUGCACGGGUUUUUGGAAAUGCGUGUCCAAACGCAUAUAAUCUAGCAGGCAACAGUAGUUUGAGAAUGAGAAGGCAGCUAUUACAUGCUGAUAGAUCACUAGGGAGAGUAUAUUUUUUCCUCCUCUGCUGUGUAGUGGCAUGUCUUCUCUUGUUUUGACCACUUUUCCCGCUAUAUUGCGUGUAAUUUGUAGAUACGAGUAGUUUGUAGAUAAUGAAUAUACAAGCUAGGCUCAA